AUGGCAGGAUUAGGACAGCGUUUUACUUCUGCUGACCACUCUGUUACUUGGAACACUCAAACUCAAUACACUAUGGGAAGGGCUAUGAUGCAUGAUUACAAUAAGCCUGUCACAACAUAUGGCAGUAAUUUUACGAAAAGGCCUCUCUUUGGUACUGGAAAUUCGGUAAAUACUGGAGCACCUAGUUUCAGUGAUAUUGCAACUCUUUCAACAAGUGGUUAUAGUUCCAGACCUGGUUCCUCUCAACGUAAUGGUGAACUUGUUAAUCCGAUGCCCAAUGCGUUUCCUGGAAGAACAUAUCCCACUGUAUUAGAUUCUAGUCUGGAAAAUGGUCCAUCAUACUUCAGUGCAUUAAAUUACAAUGGUAACCAAACAGGCCCCCCAAGAAAUUUUUCCGAACCCACCCUUUUCUCUUCUUUAUCCUCUGUCACCCGAACAUCUGGAAAUGAAUUAACGAACAGCCGAGUUGGACCUGGAAAUAUCACUCCGUCAGUUCCUAUGAACACAGCUAUGGCGAUGGCUCCUAAUCGUAACCCUGGAGGUCUUUAUUCGAAUUCAAUUGGCAGUGAAAAUAUUUCCUCUAAUUCCACAAACCUUUCUUUAUCCUCAUCUCGUGGUGUUACUUUAGAUCCUUCAGAAUUCCCCCCAAUUUUAACCUCUACUGGGCGGAGCGGCAAUUCUUCAACACCUUUCCACUCGUCGGCUAACCAGCCUUCAUUGCGGAAUUAUGUUUCCAUUAUGUCAAAGGGGUCAUCAACCAUAGACCAAAGCUUGAGUCAAAUGAAUCAACAAUUCAGUCAUUCCUCAAAUAGUCAGGCAGCUCCUUUAGAAUUUUCUAAACAGGAUUUUCCCGCUUUACCUGGUUCACAUCAGCCUACUACUAGUACGACAACAACAGUAUCGACGACGAGUGCCUUAACUGUCAAUUCAACAUCUACUGCUCAUCGUUCUUUGUCAUCUAGUUCUGUAACUCAAACUCCUGCCUCUACAAAUUCUCGACGGUUGUUUGGUCACACUAAUCAAAUUAUGGGAUCAUCAUCAGUCCCAAAUCAAUCAGGAUAUUCAAAUGUUCCGCCUAAGUCUAUCGGUCCUUCAAAUGGCAUACAGUUACUUCCUAAUCACUUAGUUACAAACAUUCCUAAAAAUAUGAUUUGUGAUCAAUUCGGAAUGUUGGGGCUGUUAAAACUCAUUCGGGUGGGUGAUUAUGAUGCAACACUUAACAUGCUGGCCCCUGGAUUAGAUUUAUCCUCAUUACAUAGUAAUUGGCAGACAUCUGGUGAACUUCACUCCUCUCUCGUUUCACCUUGUCAUGACUCCUGUUUCGGACGACCACAAGAUAUGGAUUAUCCUGUUCCUCCAGAAUAUUUAAUACGACACUUAGUGACAGAUCGUUUACCUGACCCACCAGUGAAUCAAUUAUCAGAGGAGACACUGUUUUGGUUAUUUUACAAUUGUUGUCGAGAGGAAACACAACUAGUUGUAGCUAAAGAACUCUAUCAACGAGAAUGGCGGUUCCAUAAAAAGGAGCAAAUAUGGCUUACUCGUAUUGUAGGAGCGAAUUUUACAUCAGAUAACAAUUCUGAGCAAGGGGAUUAUUAUUUUUGGGAUCCCCUCAAAGCACAAAAGUCAACGCACCAAAUGACCAUCCUGUAUUCUGAUCUUGACAAUGCACCGGCAGCAUUUCGUCUUAGUUCGAGCACAUUAGGUGCCAUUGUCAGUAUUGGUCUACCCGGUGGUUCUCAUGGUAACGUUCCACCACCUCCACCAUUACCAGCUCAACAACAGCAACAACAGUUAGUUGCAUACCAACACCAGUCACGUCAAACACAACAAAAUCAACACACAUUUCCGCAUACUCAUCAUCAAACACUAAUGAAUAACAAUAAUAGUAGCACAUCUGGGCAGAUACUUCCGUAUACUGCCAGUUCACUUACUACUGGAUCAUCGAUCAACUCAAACGCAGCGACACUAGCUAGUCUAUUUAAUACUCGACAACAGCAACCACUAAAACAACAACUGAACUCGAGUGCUAACUAUUUUCCAUCCUCUCAUAAUCGAACAACUGGUCCUUUGAGCUCUUUGUUCACAAAUCGAUCUGCCCCAGUAUCAGUUCCUAUGACGAACACAGUGAUCGCUUCAGCGGAGACCACGUCAACUGCAAACUCAAACUUUAAUCGCUUGCCUAGCGCAUCCAUGGUCAAUGAAGGUGAAAACAUCAAUCAAGGAGUUUUUGAUGGCUCACAAAUGUAG
This is a messenger RNA of Heterobilharzia americana, 2250 nucleotides long. Lineage: Eukaryota; Metazoa; Platyhelminthes; Trematoda; Strigeidida; Schistosomatidae. The record is from the annotation of a GenBank genome assembly.